This is a messenger RNA of Branchiostoma floridae (Florida lancelet), 1333 nucleotides long. RefSeq lists its product as uncharacterized. The coding region runs from base 77 to 1264 and encodes 395 amino acids. The transcript is spliced from 11 exons. Gene Ontology annotation, molecular function: zinc ion binding; metalloendopeptidase activity. Lineage: Eukaryota; Metazoa; Chordata; Leptocardii; Amphioxiformes; Branchiostomatidae. The record is from RefSeq and is a predicted model, not a curated record. Gene Ontology annotation, biological process: proteolysis.
CCAUGAAGAUAUGCAUAAAUACAAAAACGUACUCAGUCAGAAUUGAGACCCAAUCCUGCUUGCCCACCGUCUCAUCAUGUAUGCCUCUGCAAUACUUCUGUUGUUCGGUGCCGGACUGGCGGCCAGUGCGCCCGCCGACAUCCUCCGUAGCUCGCCGCCGGAACCAGAGACUGUAACGCAGGCUAUCAUGAAGCAGAACGAGGGACUGAACCUGUACCAAGGCGACAUUGACGGCCUGGAUCCUAACUCCCGAAAUGCGAUUCACGAUGCAACGCGUUGGCCAAACGGUGUGAUUCCUUACGUCAUCGGGGGUGAAUUCAGUUACUCCUGUUUUGACGCUGAUGGUAACUGCGGGUCCUGGGCCUCCGCGGGAGAGUGCACCAACAACCCGAACUUCAUGCAGGGCAGCUGCCCGCAGAGCUGUGGCAUGUGUCGCCGCUCCGCGGUUGACAGGAGCUGUACAGACGAUAACGAAUGGUGCUCUCACUGGGCUGGGCAAGGGGAGUGUACCAACAACCCCGCCUACAUGAACGCCAACUGCCAGCUGAGCUGCGGACUGUGCACGUCAGGCGGUGGCGGUGGAGCUUGUACGGACAACCAUGAACAUUGCGGGUACUGGGCCAGCGUUGGCGAGUGUACCAACAGCGCCGACUACAUGAACCAGAACUGCAUGCUGAGCUGCAACCUGUGUGGAGGUGGCGGAAACAACAAUGGAGGUACAACUCAGACCACUACUGCUUCUGCCGGGUCAGAGGUUGGUCGGAUUCAAGCCGCCAUGGAAGAGUUCAACCGGCGAACCUGCAUCCGCUUUGUGCCCCGGACUAACGAACAGAACUACAUCCACAUCAGGAAGAGUACAGGCUGCCACGCGUACGUGGGUGUUCAGGGCGGGGCCCAGGAGGUGUCCCUCGGUGACGGGUGUCUCGGGAAGGCGACGAUCAUGCACGAACUGAUGCACGCCGCGGGAUUCUGGCACGAGCACUCGCGCCCGGACAGGGACGACUGGGUCUAUAUCUACCUGGAAAACGUACCCCAAGCCCAAUGGCACGCCUUCGACAAACACUCUGAAUCGCGCACCCUGGGCCUGCAGUACGACUAUGGUUCCAUCAUGCAUUACGAGAGCCAUGCCUUCAGUAUGAACGGGAGGCAGGUCAUCGUACCCAGGCACUCCACAAAUGGCGUCGUGUUGGGAGCUGCUACGGACUUCAGUUCUCUGGAUCUCCAGAAGCUCAACACGCUGUACAACUGCUAUGGCGGCAAAUAGAUAAAUCAUCACGAUACAGCUUCGACCUAUGCUGGGAAAUAAAUGAGUGGAGAUCACUGCUAUAGCUCC